Hymenoscyphus albidus is the source of this 1207-nucleotide messenger RNA. Lineage: Eukaryota; Fungi; Ascomycota; Leotiomycetes; Helotiales; Helotiaceae. The record is from the annotation of a GenBank genome assembly.
AUGGCUCUCAAACACACGAUGAACGUUGUGAGGGCAGCUCCUGGAGUGAGAGCUAAAUUCCACCCCAGGCUCAGAUGGCCAGCAAAAUAACGUGACGAAGAAAAGAAGACAGUUUUUCAGUUUCGGCAACAAGCUGCUGGGGUAUUGCGGCCCAUUCUCGAAACUCGCAGUCAAAUUUCCAAGUCGGGAGACAAGCCAAUAUACGACAAUGCGGUGCAGUGGCUUCUCGACGAAUACAAAAGCGUUGGAAAAAAGCUGACUGCGGAAGCAUUAGCUCAAGACGAACUUCUUCUUACCGUAGCGUCUAUUCACAGUAGCUCCGCUACCGAAUUAUCCAUUCUGUUUGAUAUGUUGGAUUACCCAGAAUCCAUGGCCGAAAUCAGAGCAGAGAUUUCUGAGGUGCAAAAGAAACAUCCUACUUGGUCUCGUAUUGACCUCAAUCCGCUCAAAGUUAUGGAUAGCUUCAUGAAGGAAAGCCAGCGUUAUCACUCAUUUCCUCAACGUAAGUGUCAAAAGAACCCUUACAGUUUCUUCUAACUUUCUCUCAAAGUAAGAUGCUUACAUAUAUGACUUUAGUGACGAUGCAGCGAGUGGCUGUCGCAGACUGGAAGUUCAAAGAUGGUCUCGUUAUCCAAGCAGGUACCCAAGUCGCAUUCCCUAAUCUCGAAAUUGCCUUGGAUGAUAAAAUACACCCCAACGCCAGCACUUUCGAUCCAAAGCGCUACUUACGCAAACGUGAUGAGAUUGACCCUACUAAGUUUCACUUUGCCUCGACCACAGACGAUUCGCUACAUUUUGGAGCGGGGUUCCAUGCAUGCCCGGGUCGAGUUCUUGCCCAGGAUGCAAUGAAGCUCAUAUUUAUUCACCUUUUGACUCAAUAUGAUGUCAAAUAUCCAGAAGAGGGCCAGAAACGACCUCCUAGUAUGCCACUUGAUUUCAAUAUUAUGCCAAAUGUUAUGGCUCCAUUGUUGUUCAAGGAAAGAGGGCAGCGAGUAUAUCGACCCCCGGGUGUUCGGUAAAUCGACCCCCCCCCCCGCCUAAUUUUAUGGGAAAUUCACCACCCCAUAAUCCCUAGUAAAUACAGUUCCUGUUUAGGAAAGUGGAUUUUUUUUAGACUAGUAGUAGAGUUAUCUCAGCCUUCAGCCGCUGGGUCACAUGGCCGAUUUCCCCCCCCUCCUAGGGAAGAUAUAAUUAUAUAACAAGUGAC